GAUUUUCAAUGUUUGAAGACAUCCACCGACCAUUUUCCUGAUUCCCUCGGCCACCACCAUUAAGCAUUCCGGAACCGUGGCGCUUCCGCAUCACGGUUUCCCUUUAUCCCUCCCAGGACGUUAAAAAAUGGGAUUCUCCUUGUGGAGUCUGCUGGAGGCCUCGUUGCUGUGUCUGAACGCAAUAUGCAUCCUCAGCGAAGAAAGAGUCCUGGCCAAAUAUGGUUGGUCUACGGUGAACCGAGAUUUUGAUGACGCACCAACCACUAAAACACAGAUACUGUCACUCAUGAAGUCUAUUCGAACGGUUGUAAAAUAUCCUCUCAUAAUUUUCAAUUUACUGAUUAUACUCGUCAAGAGCCUUACAGGAUAAUGUCAGUCUGUCAUCAUCACUUCACAAGAUGUAUUUUUUCCAUUCAAUUCAUUAUUAUUAUUAUUUUAUGAUUCAUACUGUUCAAAAAAGAACAAACAAAAUCAUCAAAUAAAUCAUGUGCGUACAAUUUUUUUAUCGUAUAUUUGUGAAUAAAUAACUCGAGUGAAAAAAAA
This is a messenger RNA of Sipha flava (yellow sugarcane aphid), 543 nucleotides long. RefSeq names its product immediate early response 3-interacting protein 1. The record is from RefSeq and is a predicted model, not a curated record. Gene Ontology annotation, biological process: endoplasmic reticulum to Golgi vesicle-mediated transport. Gene Ontology annotation, cellular component: endoplasmic reticulum membrane; Golgi membrane; COPII-coated ER to Golgi transport vesicle. NCBI's taxonomy places the organism in Eukaryota, Metazoa, Arthropoda, Insecta, Hemiptera, Aphididae. Bases 128 to 370 code for a protein of 80 amino acids. The transcript has 3 exons.